UGGCGGAGAUGUGAUGCUCAAACAACUUUACCACAACACAAGUUUAAUCUAAUUUUGUACGAUUUAGUGAUCACACAUAGCACUGUUCCCGACAAAUCAUGAGAAAACAUAGGUUUUCUCAGAUACCAUGGAAAACGGGAAAAAUCUCGAUGCACGAAGGACGCCCAAUGAGGCUGGUAAAAGUUUGCAACGUGUAAGGUUAUGCAGACAUCCACAUGAGCGAACUAACGCUAAUGUGAACGUAAGCAUAAAUAAUACAAAUACUAGACAAGCAAAAUGGCAUAAACAAUCACAGUCACCGUCAUCUGAUACAGCGCCUAGCCACCACCGCCGCAAAGCUUUUGAAACACCCAAGCGAUCAAAAUUAAUAUCCAGUGACUGCAGUCAUGGAGACUCUCCGGACGCGGUGCACGAUAUCAUAUGGGAGCCAGCUUCUCCACCAUCUGUCUGGAAUGAAAAGGGAUCCAAGAAGUCUGAGAUUUUGGACAUUGUCAACAGAAUUGCCCCAAAGGAGGGAGGCCAUCAUUCCCGGGACUCCCCUGUGCUAGGGUGGAUUGAGGAUGGGACUAUCCGCUGUACUCCGGAUGUUCCAGCUCCUAGAUCCAGGCGGAUAUCCACACGCCAGAACAGUGUGGAGGACCUGAAGAAACUCGCCAGAGAAUUUGACUUGAGGAUUAACAAAGAGCAACAGGAGACUGGCGCUGACGGUCGUCCAGCGUCCCCCGAGCAACCGCAGGGAGGGCCGACGGCGGCGCUGGACGCGGAGCUGAACGCCCUCUUUGAUGCUCCGACUCAGCAUCUCUCCCGCCGGCUGAGCCAGAGCUCCAGCAUCUCCUCGCAGGAGUCCAAAGCCAGCCUGGCAUCCGCCGUUGUUGACGGAGGCCACUCCGGGCCUAAAAAAGGCAGCGGUGCCCCAGUCUCCGCUGUUGCCGACAAACCCGCGGAGACUUCUAAGAGCGUGUCUGGGAAGGGCGACUUUGAUGAUGACUGGGAGAACGACGAUCUCCUUAACGACUCAUUUGUCAUAGAGAUGACUCAGAACCCGGUUCUCCUCGACGGAACUCCAGCGAGAACCUCCGCGGCUGCCAUUGCUGCCCCUUGUCCUCCUCCCCCUCGGCUCCCGGUCUCAAAGGCCGGUGACCCGGUAAUUAAGGCCAACCCGUCCGUGUCUGCCCGCAUGGCUGCCAGUGGCUGCCGUGGUAGUGCCGCCGGAGUCCCGUCGGGGCCCCGCUUGAAACCGGCGACGUCCGCAAACCCAAGCACUUUCAUGGCGGCGCCAGGCGGCAACUCGCUGGGCAAAAAUACCACAACUAGCGAGCCAGGGAAGCCGUGUUUCAAAGCAACUGAUGCAGGGACGCACGAACACAGCAGUGCACGCUCAUCCCCUAGGCAACAGCAGGAGGCCCAGACUGUGGCUCCAGCAAGCCGUAAACAGCAAACUACCGACUCUCUCGGUGUCCAGGAAAGCUUGAAGGGUGUCCCGCGCAAGGCCGAAAUAUCUCAGACGGCCUCUGAGGACGCGUGGGGCGACGGAGGCGACGAGGACGACGACCUGCUGUACCAGGUGUGCGACGUGGUGGAGCGCCUCUCGGCGAGUCAGGAGGAGGCGCGGGCCGCAGCUGGCGGCUCGAAGCCGGCACCGAACUACGCCAGGCAGCUGUCGCUGUCGCCGACGGACCUCGCGCCCGCUCAGACGCACGCCUCAGUCGUCACGGGCAGCUGGCCUCCUGCGCAGACGUCUGCCAGCACCGGGAGGCCCUCGUACAGCUUCACCCGCACGCUCUCGAUGCCGAACUACAGCACCGGCGCGGCCACCGUCUGUGGCACUAAAGUGCAGGCCUCUGGCUUCGCGGCCGGACGCGGCGUACAGAGCCGCGCUGCCGCCCCCUCCGGUUCCCACGGACCAAACCAGUACAAGUUCACCCAGCUGAAGAACCCCCCGGCGCACACGCAGAACCAGCAGGGACCCGCAAACCCCCAGGGGCCCCGGGGCCCGAACCCUGCGAGCGCCCAUCAGCCUGCUUCCAAGCGCCAUCUGCACGAGCCCAGACCACUGGCCAACAAAGUGUUUGUUCCCAAUCAGAGGCCAGCAAUGUGCUCGGCUGCGGAAAUCGAGCGAAAAAAGCAGGAGGCGAUCGCCCGGAGGAAGCUUCGAAUAGAAGCAUCCCAAAGACCUGCCAUGCCGACGUAAUCCUGCAGACGGGCCUUAUUCCUUACCCUACGUGCCUAUGUGUAUAUAUAGCAUAUAUAUGUAUGUCUGUGUAGGUCUGUGUGUUCACAAGACCCAUGUUGUGAGCUCCUCUAGGAGCCGUAAUGGAACAGUAUUAGAUUAGCACACUUAAUUCAAACUGACACGUGUCCGAUGUGAACAAAUGCGGUCCUGUGACGGAAGACCUGCCGAGCUGCUGACCAGCUGCUGCGGCUACUACUACUGCUGCUGCUGAUGCUGCUAUUAUAUCCUGCCGCAGGCCCGCCGGACCCCCUGGCCCGUGUUUCUCGUUGACCUUUUGCAUUAAGUGGGAAGCCCGGAGCCAGGUCUGAGCUGCUAUCAAGGUGAGCCCUUUCAGUGGGACCACUGUGUGUGUGUGUGUGUGUGUGCGCGCGCAUGUAUGCGUGUGUGUGAAUGUUCUGAUGGGGUUACGCUGAUGGACGGUUCCGUAAGCUCGUUUGACAGAUGGACCAAGGUGAACGCAGCAGGCAUGAUUUCCAGGGUUUUGUGUUUGAAUGAUUUUUUGUUGUGUCCAAGCAAGUCAAAGGGUGACAAGAUGUCCUUAUUUUCUGUGAAGUCUGUUUUUGUGUGCCAUUUUGUGUUCACACUCUGUGCCACUUUAUGUUCUUAUUUGCACCAUUUAAGAGAAAACCAAAGAUGGAUUGUAUCAUGUCACUCAUAUCUCGUUCACGGUCAUGUCACCUUAAAAAAAAAAGUCCCACAUCCUGUCCAGUUUUGGAACUGUUUUGAAAAUUAAACUAUUCUUGUACAAG
Molecule: messenger RNA, 2982 nt
Organism: Sardina pilchardus (European sardine)
Lineage: Eukaryota; Metazoa; Chordata; Actinopteri; Clupeiformes; Clupeidae
Gene: etaa1b
Product: ETAA1 activator of ATR kinase b
Exons: 6
Coding region: 128-2191 (687 amino acids)
Biological process (GO): positive regulation of protein serine/threonine kinase activity; DNA damage response; replication fork processing
Cellular component (GO): nuclear replication fork
Molecular function (GO): protein serine/threonine kinase activator activity
Source: RefSeq, a predicted model, not a curated record